Messenger RNA from Gastrolobium bilobum, 5285 nucleotides. Its product is annotated as protein ROS1A-like. Bases 188 to 5011 code for a protein of 1607 amino acids. The record is from RefSeq and is a predicted model, not a curated record. NCBI's taxonomy places the organism in Eukaryota, Viridiplantae, Streptophyta, Magnoliopsida, Fabales, Fabaceae. Gene Ontology annotation, biological process: base-excision repair. Gene Ontology annotation, molecular function: DNA N-glycosylase activity; DNA demethylase activity; 4 iron, 4 sulfur cluster binding. The transcript has 19 exons.
CCCGGCGUACAUAUUACUUGGUCACCAUCAUCUCUCCCGAGAGCAACCAUUGAUCAAUACAAUCCAUGAAAAUUACCAAGAUCCUCAAGGCACAUCAUACUUUGCUUACUAUAGCAAGACCUCUUCUCAGGUUGCCCCUCCUACUCCAGAUAAUGCCAUCACAGCAGAAAGCAGACAAGUUGCAGUGAUGCAAUUGAAUAUGGAAGAAAGGGAUCAAGGGCGAGAAGAAAUAAGUGUCCCAGCCACAAAGUGUGACAAUUCACAGAACAAACUCUAUGACCCUGUCAUAGAAUUUACUGCUGUUUCUACUCCAUGCAAGGAGAAUCACAACCUCAAUAAGGAAAUAAGCCAUGAUAUUGAUCUAAAUAAAACACCGGAACCAAAACCAAGAAGAAGAAAGCACCGCCCCAAGGUCAUAACUGAAGGCAAACCCAAAAGAACUAGGAAGCCAGUCACACCAAAGCCUGUUCAAUCAAAAGAAAACCCAACUGGCAAGAGGAAGUAUGUGAGAAGGAAAGGAUCAAACACAACUUCUACUCCUCAAACAGAAGUGACAGGAGACUGGACCCAACCAUUGAUGCCUGAAUCUUCCAAAAAGACAUGCAGAAGGUCCUUAAGUUUUGACAUAGGAGAACAACCGAGAGAUGUAAAUUCUGCAUGUACAGAAAAUGCAACCACACAUUUUGGCAGAGAAAUUGGUGUGGUGGUCAAGGAAACACAGGCUUUAAAUAAUUACAAGUCAUUACAAGAAGAUACACAAGGCCCCAGUACCCCUCAUUUGAAAAGCAAUUUCCCAGGGGCAAAGCCAAAUGCCAACUAUGAAGAGACUGGCAGCCAAAAAUGGGGUUGGAUGAUUACUCGGGAUGGAAAUGAAAAUAGUGCAAAAAUACUAUCAAAAUCAGUAGCACAAUCAAGUCCAAAUGAUUGCAACAGCAGUAAGAGUGAAAUUUUCACCACUGGAUUACAAGUAUUUGGUUCCAAGAGAAAACAUUGUGGUGCCAUUGAAAAUGCAGACAACAGCAGCAUUAAUCUGAUUGGGGCACAAUAUAAUGUAAUGCAGGCAUACUACCCAAAGUGUUUAGUUCAAUUUCCAAAUGUUCAGAAGAAAAGGAGAAGUGAAAAGGGGAAAAAUAACACAUCAAAUGCAUCAUUCAUGACUUCCACAAAAGAUGUACAACUAGCAACAUGCCCUCAAGAAGAUGCUAGAUCACAUCCUUAUGCAUCAAGUUCCAACUGCUGGACUUCUGGCUCUGAAUAUAAAGCAGUAGUUCCAGUCAUAAUAACAGCUACAGAAACAGUUAUUCAUGAUAAACCUCAAUCACUUCAGUACAACUUAUCUUUAAGGCAGGGGAGGGCUACCAAAAGAAGAUCAAGAAUCCCUACAAGAAUUCAUGAUUGCGGAGAUGCAAAACAACUAGGCAGUUCAGAUUGCCAAACAUUUGGGGGUGCAGGAAGACCGCAGACAUGUAUUGAUGCUUUAGUUGCGGAGAUGCGGGCAUCACUCAAAAAAAAGAAACGAACUAAAAAGAGAACUACUCUUGUCAGUUCAGCACAUUCUUGCUCAAAUGAAAUGCAACAGCACCAUAAAUUUUUGCUGGAAAAUCACAGCCUUCCCUUGCACAACUCAUUAGAUGUUGCUCGUGAAGAGAUAUGGAAAAACAUACAUACUGUGGAUGCAUUGACAGAGCAAUUUAGACACCUUGAUAUAUAUGGAGAAGGCAGAGAGCUAGUGUUGCAUGGGCAGAAUGCACUUGUUCAUGAAAAUGGCACCAUCAUUCCCUUUGAGGGCCCAUUUGAUCCCAUUAAAAAACUGCAACAACGACCUAAAGUCGACCUUGAUGAGGAGACUAAUAGAGUGUGGAAGCUUCUAAUGUUGGAUAUAAACAGUCAUGGGAUUGAUGGAACAGAUGAAGACAAGGCCAAAUGGUGGGAAGAGGAACGAAAUGUAUUCCGUGGACGAGCAGACUCAUUUAUUGCACGGAUGCAUCUGGUACAAGGAGACAGACGCUUUUCUCAAUGGAAGGGAUCAGUUGUGGAUUCAGUGAUUGGAGUUUUCCUCACUCAAAAUGUGUCAGACCAUCUUUCCAGUUCUGCAUUCAUGUCCCUUGCUGCUCGAUUUCCACUGAAGUCAAGCAGCAAAUACAAAAACCAGGAGGAAAACACGAGCUUGAUAGUCAACAAACCACAAGUUUACGUUGUGGAACCAGAAGAGAAUAAACUGGAUGAAAAAAUAUUGAACCAAUCUGUUUAUGAGUUGAGUUCUAUGACAAGAGACAUCAUUCAGCAUUCUGAAGAAAGAGAAGCUGUCAACAACAAUGAUUCCUGCAAAAGGAUUGGUAGCUUAAUUAGCUUAACAGAUGAAUCAAACUGCAAACUGUUGGAAUCAGCUCAAAGACAUAUUAGGGAACAUAGUCCCAUGGAGAGUGGACUAGUUAGUGCUGUGAUUGGAGAAGGGAAAGAAAAUUCAUGUCAUGGGGUUGUUAGGAAAGCAUUAAAUGAUGUAUUUUCAUCCAAAUGCUCUGUCGAUACACCUCAAAUAUCUGGAGAUUUUUCGAUUGAUCAAAAUCCUGAGAAGGUAGGAUCAUUCUCAGAUAGCAACUCAGAAGUUGAAGACCUGUCAAGCGCAGCUAACUACAACAUUUUUAGUAACAGAAUUUCUUUCAGUGAGCUUUUAGAAAUGGCAAGUUCACCAAUGUUACAUGAAGUUGACAGUCAAAGAAGAAAAUCAACUGAGAACUUAAGAGAUGCACAUGGUCAAACUAUAGGCAUGAAGCAUGACAAUCUGACAAAAAACUUAGAAAAAUCAAAUGUUACUCAAGGCUCCUUAGAAGCAUCCACCAUCACAUGCAAUGAAUAUACUUUGAAAAUGACCCCCAACUCAGGAAUACUUCAAGUUAAUUGCUAUGAUCAUCCCAGAAUAGAAGCCUCAUCAAGUGGAUCCUCAAAGAAUGAAUAUGAAAAUGACAUGAAGAGAUCUAGUUUUCCAACAACAGAGUCUGAAAGCCAAGCUGCAGUUGACCAUUCUCAAAGUAUGAUAUCUCAAAUCCAUCUUCAGCAACAAAAUAAUAACAGGCAGCACAAUGUUUUGCACAUUCCAGGACAAACUCAAGAUCCUAUGCAGAAAGCAAGGGAAUUGGAUUUUGAUGACCACAACUAUGCCAUGAGGAAUGAAAACAGUAAGAUAGAUUCUGCCCCAGUAAAAUUAAGGAGAAAACAGCGUGGAAAAGAGAAAAAGGAUAACUUUGACUGGGAUAGUUUAAGAAUGCAAGCAGAAGCUAAGGCAGGGAAAAGAGAGAAGACAGAAAACACCAUGGACUCUGUGGACUGGGAUGCUGUGAGACGUGCAGAUGUCAAGGAAAUUGCUGAUGCGAUCAAAGAAAGGGGCAUGAAUAACAUGCUUGGUGAACGUAUUAAGAAUUUCCUGAACCUAUUGGUUGAUGAACAUGGGGCCAUUGAUCUCGAGUGGCUGAGGGAUGUUCCCCCUGACCAAGCUAAAGAAUAUUUGCUCAGUGUAAGGGGACUGGGAUUGAAAAGCGUGGAGUGUGUGCGACUUUUAACACUGCACCAGCUUGCUUUCCCGGUGGACACAAAUGUCGGUCGUAUAGCGGUACGUUUGGGAUGGGUACCUCUCCAACCCCUGCCUGAGUCACUACAGCUGCAUCUUCUAGAAUUGUACCCGAUUUUGGAAUCCAUACAAAAAUAUCUCUGGCCCCGACUGUGCAAACUAGACCAAAGAACAUUGUAUGAACUGCAUUACCAGCUGAUUACUUUUGGAAAGGUCUUCUGUACAAAAAGCAAACCAAAUUGUAAUGCAUGCCCAAUGAGAGGGGAAUGUAGACACUUUGCAAGUGCUUUUGCAAGUGCAAGGCUUGCCCUGCCAGGACCUGAGCAGAAGAGUAUAGUUAUCACAACUGGAAAUAAUGCAACUGAUCAGCACCCAUCAGCAAUCAUCAAUCAGUUGCCCCUGCCUCUCCUGGAAAACACAAACCAAGCAGAAGAGCUUCAACAAACAGAAGUGAGCCGACAGUUUGAAGCAAAAUCCGAAAUCAAUAUCUGCCAACCUAUUAUUGAAGAGCCGGCAACUCCAGAGCCAGAAUGCUCCCAAGUAUCAGAAAAUGAUAUAGAAGAUGCCUUCUAUGAGGAAUCGAGCGAAAUUCCCACCAUCAAACUAGACAUAGAAGAGUUCAAUCUGAAUUUACAAAACUAUAUGCAACAAAACAUGGAACUUCAAGAAGGUGAAAUGUCAAAGGCCUUGGUUGCUCUACACUCAGAAGAUGCUUGCAUUCCUCCACCCAAGCUGAAGAAUGUGAGCCAGUUGCGAACAGAGCAUUAUGUUUAUGAACUCCCAGAUUCACAUAGCCUUUUGGAAGGGUGGGACAAGAGAGAACCUGAUGAUCCAGGCAAAUACCUUCUAGCUAUAUGGACUCCAGGUGAGACGGCAAAUUCUAUACAGCCACCGGAAAGAAAAUGCAGUUCUCAGGACUGUGGCCAGCUCUGUAAUGAGAAGGAAUGUUUUUCAUGCAACAGUUUCCGUGAAGCGAAUUCACAGAUAGUUCGAGGGACAAUCCUGAUACCAUGUCGAACAGCUAUGAGAGGAAGCUUUCCACUAAAUGGCACCUAUUUUCAAGUCAAUGAGGUUUUCGCAGACCAUGACUCAAGUCUUAACCCAAUUAGCGUUCCCCGAAGUUGGAUCUGGAACCUCAAUAGGCGAGCAGUAUAUUUUGGAACCUCCAUACCAACCAUAUUUAAAGGUUUAUCAACACAAGGAAUUCAACAAUGCUUUUGGAGAGGAUAUGUCUGCGUGCGGGGAUUUGACAGGGAAACGCGAGCACCCCGUCCUUUGAUGGCUAGACUCCAUUUCCCAGCUAGCAGGUUGGCCAAGAACAACAAGGUCAAGACCCAAAAGAAGUCUAAGUCGGCAAACUCACAAGGAUUGGAUUUGAAACCAAAUCCAGAAGAGCCAGAAUUGCUUUCCAGCAUUCCCAACCUUCAGGAGAGGGGUGGAGCCUGAAGAUAAAUCAUUGUUAUUCAUCCCGUACAAUGUGUACAAUAACAAAGUCAUUCUUAACCGACUUUAAGACUUGCAUUGUCAUGCUCGGAGAUUGAGCAGUUUUUUCAGACUAGGAUUAGGACCAAGAAUGUAUUAUGGUAACAUGUAGGCUCUUAGCUUCAUGAAAACGAAUGUGAACCAGAGGAGUUAGGACUACUUAACGCAAAAGCUAAGUAUUUCCUCCAACUCCAGGAGAGAUACACUCGGGAAUAUUCUUCUCUAUAUUUAAAUUUUA